Molecule: messenger RNA, 1143 nt
Organism: Neltuma alba
Lineage: Eukaryota; Viridiplantae; Streptophyta; Magnoliopsida; Fabales; Fabaceae
Product: thioredoxin-like 1-1, chloroplastic
Exons: 4
Coding region: 220-1128 (302 amino acids)
Biological process (GO): cell redox homeostasis
Cellular component (GO): chloroplast
Source: RefSeq, a predicted model, not a curated record
GUACGCAGUACAUAUUGAAAAGCGUUUUCGAAUUCCUGCGGCACAUUCCAAUAGAUCACUCCUUCACCUGAAGCCGAUAGUUCGGCACCUCAGCUCAGCCAUUUCUUGUGGAUAGAGCUAUUUUUCCGACGCUUUCAUUUGGGUUUUCUACCAUUUGCUUCCUUGGUGAUCAGAAGCAGAGAUAUUAGAUUGCAGUCGUAGUUGAUCAGUUUGAUCUAAAUGGCUGAGGUUUUAGGCAAGACCAGUUUGAUUUCAUCUUGGAAUAGUCAGAGGCACCAUUGUCGCAGAAUCUCUGUAGCUCCGAAGAACUUAAACUGCAAAUCUGGUGUUUCUUGUUCUUUGAGGAGGUCCCCUUCUCUGCAACUUAAAUCUCAAGUUCUCAGGUCCUCAUCUUCCUCGAUGCAGAGUGAAUUUUAUGGCAGAAAGAUCGUCUUUGAGGUCAUGAAAAGCACACCCUACAAAGGGAUUUCCCUAUACCGAGCUUCAACCGCAGCUCAGAUGGGCCGCGUAUUCGGGAACGCUCAAAAAUGGUGGGAGAAAGGACUUCAACCCAACAUGAAAGAGGUAACUUCGGCACAAGACCUUGUGGACUCCCUGCUAAACGCAGGGGACAAGUUGGUCAUUGUUGAUUUCUUCUCUCCUGGUUGUGGCGGUUGCAAAGCCCUCCAUCCAAAGAUAUGCCAGUUUGCAGAGAUGUACCCGAAUGUGCUAUUCCUUCAGGUGAACAAUGAGGAGCAUAGGGCUAUGAGUUAUAGCCUUGGCGUCCACGUUCUUCCCUUCUUUCGCUUCUACAGAGGCUCACAAGGUCGUUUAUGCAGCUUUAGCUGUACCAAUGCGACGAUCAAAAAGUUUAAGGAUGCAUUAGCCAAACACAUCCCGGAUAGAUGCAGCUUAGGCCCAGCCAAAGGGUUGGAGGAGAAGGAACUCUUAGCUUUGGCUGCCAACAAGGAUCUUAACUUCACUUACAAACCCAAACCAAUUCAACCCGUCCAUGAACCUGCCGGUCAAGAGUUCCCAAUGGAGCCAUCAAAACUUAUGCAUGUCCCUACACUGGAGGAGGUGGUAGGUGAUGAUGCACAACCUCUGCAUGCCGAAGAGUUGGCAGCUGAGGCCAAGGCCGAUCGGUGAAGCUCUCCGAGAAGA